This is a messenger RNA of Protopolystoma xenopodis, 1545 nucleotides long. The record is from the annotation of a GenBank genome assembly. NCBI's taxonomy places the organism in Eukaryota, Metazoa, Platyhelminthes, Monogenea, Polystomatidea, Polystomatidae.
AUGACGCCGAAAGGUUAUCUUGGUACGAGACACAUUCGCUUUACUCGAGCGUCGUUACGUGAACGCCAGUCAAGUGGGCAAACUUUGUCAACCCCCCCCUCCCCCCCCGCCUCCCUAGGGGACCGACACAGAGGCACGGGCCUAGGCGAAAACAUGUCUCAACGCUUGCACCAAGUCGGCUCGUCGCUGUGUCCGCACCAGCAAAACACAAACGACCCAUUUGAAGACUCCUCGUCUGCAUGGUGUUAUCUGAUUUUUAUACCCAGACGUAGCUCCGAUUGUUUCGUCGUAGUAACCGAAACGAGGCCUGUACGGCCGCUCUCCCCCUAUCCCCUUGAAUCGGCAGCAAUGUCUGGUGGUCUAUUUAUUUAUCUAUCCCGUUUUACCACUUUUCGUCCACCCCCACUCGCUCGGCCAAAGCGCCCUCACCACGACAGCGGCCUGUACUCGCUUCAAAUCAGUCCCAGUAGCAACGCAAAUGCCUCCUCGUCUUUCCGCCCCCCGAUUCUGACCCCACUGGGACGGUCAUCUUUCCAGCCAGUUCCGUCUGCCUACCAGAUGAGGCAUUGCCCAUAUUCUGCGGUCUCGACUGAUCCUGCUCCACAUCCAAUAGGGCGAAAGAGAGAAUGCUUGCCUCAAUAUGUGCACGUGUAUAAAAUGAUGGAUCGGCAGCUGCUAGAACAUACGCCUCAAGGAUCAGGUGGGCUGUGGAUCAAGAACUUAUGGAUCAACGGCCCAAAUAUCCUUGUCUGCUGGACCAGGAGCCUCAUGGAAAUGCUAAAUCAUGGAUUAUGGAAUGUACAGAUCAAGGUCUCUUUGUUCGAUGAUUUUGGAUCUGUAGCCCCUGGAUCAGUAGUCGCACAUAUCAGGGAACUUAUGGAUCAUGGGCCCAAGGAGCUAUUUAUGGCUGCUGGAUCACAAGCCUUAUGGAUGAGGUGGCUCCUGGAUCAGUUGACUCGUGGAUCAGGGGAUCUAGGGAAGAGGAUCUCAUGGAUCACUACCUCCUGUAUCAGCAGACCCAUGGAUCAGGAACUUAUGGAUCGAAUGCUAGUGGAUCAACGGCUUUGGGCCCAUGAGCCUCAUGGAUCAGAGCGUUGCCUAAUUCGCGGUGACUGUCGCAUAGUUGAUCCUGUCAUAGCCAAUGCUCUUCUGGCAGCCGGAAAAAUAGUAUCCCCAAGAUACAGCAUCUCACAAAUUGCCUCGAAUCGACGACUGAUGGAGCUCGUGUGUUGCAGAGGUUCAGGGCUGACUCAUGCGAGGAGGGAGGCUUUUUCGGUUGCCAUACCCCAUGGAGCCACCCAAUGGAAGAUCCAAACUCAGGGGAUGCCCAAAGCUGAAGCGAGAAGGCCCUAUUUUGCCUCCUACAUUCACCUCUUCCUCGAUCAGUCGAUCGAGCUAACUUCACACACAUUCAAAGAAGAAGCGCCAGCUGACGAAGAUGAAGCUGUGUCUAUGGUGGGUUCACAUGUGCUCGCUUGGACCAGGGGCCAGGCUAGCGAGUUGGGCCUUAGUAAAAGGAAUGAGAUUAUUCUCAAGCCCUACUAA